Molecule: messenger RNA, 489 nt
Organism: Brenthis ino (lesser marbled fritillary)
Lineage: Eukaryota; Metazoa; Arthropoda; Insecta; Lepidoptera; Nymphalidae
Source: the annotation of a GenBank genome assembly
AUGGUUCUGUCUGAAGCUUCCUUUUUGAAUUCCUACAGCGCUCUCCGCUCGAGCCCUUUUAAAGGCUUUAUAGAAGCCUUAAGCGUUAUCUCAAAGGGCAUAUUUCUAAAAGUGUGUAAAGCCUGUCAAGAAAAUAUGGCUUCGAUUCCCCCAUCGGCGUUUUCUGCUCGUCGCAUUCGAGAAACUCAGCGUGAUAUGAAAGUAUCCAAUAUAAAGAAAGGAACAGAACCUCCUCAAUAUUUUCACACUAAAUUGACGGAACUCACUCCAUUAAAAUACAACAGCAAGCUGAUGAAUAGUAUCUGGGGUUUUUAUAAUCGUUACUCUCCCCACAAUGUAAAGAAGAUCAAUGAUGCUCUCACUUUCAAUCAGGAAUUGCAGCAAUCUGCUGCCAAUUCCUCAAACAAAAUUCAAUCAGAAACCAUGCUCACUCUACCGGCCACCAAGCUUGAAAAUGUGUGGGCCUCCAUUAACGUUUCUCAAUCUCAC